Messenger RNA from Corylus avellana, 1672 nucleotides. RefSeq lists its product as uncharacterized. Gene Ontology annotation, biological process: regulation of DNA-templated transcription. NCBI's taxonomy places the organism in Eukaryota, Viridiplantae, Streptophyta, Magnoliopsida, Fagales, Betulaceae. The record is from RefSeq and is a predicted model, not a curated record. Gene Ontology annotation, molecular function: DNA binding.
AAUUUUCCCAAAUAUAUAUUUUGGAACAAAAAAACUCAUUUCAGAUUUCGACUUCCACCGAAAACUUCUCCGAAACCACCAAUUUCAGCCAAAAACCACUCGAAACUUUGCAAAUCUUCAAAGAGCCGAGUUUCUCCUUGAGAUUAACGCACGGGGUAUGUACACUUUUGAGCCUUCAGAUGUUUGUCUUCUCCGAGAUUUUGUAUACCCAUUGGUUCGUCACGAACCAAAUUUAUUUCCUCAUCCAUUUGUUCACAAAUUACAUAAUAAAAGUGACUUUCCCAUCUAUAUCGAUCUUAUCGAAGGUAUUUUCCAAGCUUCAGACCAGAAGAAACACUACUUUGUGAUGCUAGAAGGGCCUCCAGUUGGUAUAGAGAAUAUGAGAUCAUACCUAGGAGAAAAAACGUAUUGGAGGAAAAGUGACGAAUGGGAUAUUUCUGAAUCGGGAUAUGCAUAUGGGGGGGCUACUAUGUACACAUACAUAAAUAAUGAAAGUCCCAGCGGUUGGUAUAUGACUAUAUAUCACGUAGAUCCACAGGAAGUGCUGAAAUGUGGUCCGGUUGAAUUGGGAUUGCAUCAAGUUGAGUUGCAGUGGAAAGCUGUCAAGAUUUCUGCAAUAUGGGUACACUUCCACCCUUUCAUUCGGGCGCCCCUAUCAAUAUUGCCACCACCAUUAUCAGCAUCAUCAGGUAUGUACGCAUUUGCUCCUUCAGAUAUUUGUCUUCUUCGAGAUUUUUUAUACCCCUUGGUUCGUCAUGAACGAAAUUUGUUUCCUCAUCCAUUUGUUCACCAAUUACACAGUCAAAGCGAAUUGCCGCUUGAUAUAGAUGAGGUCAGAAGGAGAUUCCAAAUUUUGGACCGUCGUUUCUGUGACAAGUAUUACUUUGUGAUGCCAGAAGAGCCUCCAACGGGUGAAAAGAAUGCCAUAGAGAUUGGAGGAACUAAAAUGUUUUGGAAAAAAAUUCAGGAAACGUGGACUAUCUUUAAACGUGGAUAUGAAUAUGGGGAUUUUACUAUGUAUAGAUACAUACUUGGAGAAAGGGAGACCGAUUGGUAUAUGGCUGUAUAUCACGCAAAUCUUUUGAGAGUACGAACAUGUGGCCCAGUUGAAUUGGGAUUGAAUCAAGUUGAGUCUUUUUGGGUAGCUAUCAAGAUUUUUUCAAAUGAUGCAUCUAUGUCGGUUUUCAAUCCUGUGUCACUCCCUGGACCAGCACCACCAGGUAUUGAGUCACCACCACCACCACUACCACCGUUGUCACCAACAGCAUCAACAGGCAAUAAGCGCAACUAUCACCACCCACCAGCACCAUCAGGUAAUAGACGCAAUAAGCGCAACUGCUAUUGUCCACGAGCAUAAUCAAGCAACAAGGCACCACUAUUUUCAGUUCAUUAUUGUUAAUUUUGUAUACAAGAAAGGCUUUGUGCAUAGAGAUGCUUUUAAGUGCGAACUUUUAUUGGGAGUGAUUCUCGUGUAGUAGUUUUUGUUAGAUUAUAAAAACAAAGAUGUUCAAUUUGCACCUAGUUUCUGUUUAGUUGCUAGACGUUGGGAUUUUUUUUGUUUUUGUUUUCGGUUAAUUAUUGUUAAUUUUGUAGGCAAGGCUUUCUAUGCCUAGAGAUGUUUAUAAGUUUGAAUAGUUUUGUCCAUUUAGAACCAUAAUCUUAAUUUGCAAUC